Molecule: messenger RNA, 1324 nt
Organism: Boleophthalmus pectinirostris (great blue-spotted mudskipper)
Lineage: Eukaryota; Metazoa; Chordata; Actinopteri; Gobiiformes; Gobiidae
Product: mitogen-activated protein kinase kinase kinase 5-like
Exons: 8
Biological process (GO): cellular response to stress
Molecular function (GO): MAP kinase kinase kinase activity
Source: RefSeq, a predicted model, not a curated record
GAUGGGGAUGGGUCCUGCCUCUCUGACGAAGACAUUACAGAACUCAUUAUCUGCUUGCGAAACAACAUUCGCUCCCCAGACAAGAAACAGCUGACCAUGAGUCUCCUGAACCUGCGGAAAAGGCUGCUCUCUGAAAAAGUACCCCUGAACAGCCUGCAGGUGGUGCUCUUCAGCUUCCAGGAUGCAGUGAAGAAAGUCUUGAGACAGCAGCAGGUGAAGCCCCAUUGGAUGUUUGCUUUGGAUAAUCUGCUGAGGCAAGCUGUACAGGAUGCCAUAACAGUUCUUCUUCCAGAGCUCAAGCUUCAGUUGCAGUCUUCCUUUGAGGUCGAAGACUGCAGUCCCGAGGAGCAGCCAGCAGAUUUGGAUACGCCUGUAAAUGUCCCAGAACCACAGGGACGUUUACAGUUUGACAACCAGCCCACAGCAACAUUUAAUCAGAUCCCAAGCCCUCCUUCAGACCCAAACUGUCCCCUCAGCGAAUCCUUGAGAGAGCUGCGAUUAGAGACAAGCAGACUGCUGAGGCAGCUGAGUGAGAAGGAGAGGGAGUACCAGGACUUACUGAGAAAGUCCCUCCAGAGGAAACAGCAGCAGAUAGAUGCACUCAAGAACUCAAGAAACACCAGCACUGAUGAAAUUUCCUGUCCUCAAAACAGCUCUACUCCUGAGGCUAGGGCUAUGGCACGCUGGCUCAAGUCUGUCCCUGUAGAUAAAGACACCAUUGACAAGCUCCUGUCCCAUGAGUUCACCUUGGAUAUUCUGUUUGCUGUGGCCUGCAGGGAUGAUCUGAUGUACUGUGGGAUAAGCACGAAAUAACAAGAAGAGGAAAGCAGAUGAUGACGAGCCUGCUCAAGCCCCCAGACUGACAUCAAAACAGAAAAGAGCAAUAGAACGGGCGAAGAAGGAUAAGAAAGUGGGUGUGCGCUAUUAUGAAACACACAAUGUGAAAAAACAAGAACAAAAACCGAAAGAAGCCAGCAUCUGCUACAGAAGGCCAUAAAGCCAAGAGAUCAAAGCACUAGACUGGAUAAUACACGACACAACAAAUAAAUCUUUAUUUAAUUCUGCUCUGGAAUUUUAACUGGUUGAGACAAGGGUCUACGUGAUGCCUUAAUUUCUCUGUUAUCAUUUACAGAGGCAAAGGCUGGGAGCUGUUAUUGACUUGUCUUUUACCCUGGCAAACCUUCUGUUGGUUUGAAAGUGUAUUCCAGUUUACAGUAUUUAAAUCUUACUGUAACACCACAAUGUGCAGUUGUUGCUAAAACUGUAUUUGAUUUCAUAUUUGAUAAUGAAUGGUAACAAAAAAAUAAAAGAUGAUUAUUUCGUA